Priapulus caudatus is the source of this 537-nucleotide messenger RNA. RefSeq lists its product as uncharacterized. Lineage: Eukaryota; Metazoa; Priapulida; Priapulimorpha; Priapulimorphida; Priapulidae. Bases 1 to 537 code for a protein of 178 amino acids. The record is from RefSeq and is a predicted model, not a curated record. The transcript has 2 exons.
AUGGACACGAGAAAGGAGCUAGACGAUCUUUUCAUGUCUAAUACGAGCACAAACAAGCAAAACUGGAGGAAGGUGGCCGAGGAACUCGGGAAGCAGGGCCACAUAUACACCAGGGAUGACUGCUACAACAAGUUCCGCGCAAUGAAGUCAAAGUACAAGGCGAUCAUUGAUGGAAACAGGAAGACCGGCAAUGCUAGGCAGACGUGGCAGUAUUUCUGCCAUUUCGAUAAUCUCUUUGGAGGAGACCCGGCAGUAAGUCCUAUCGCUGCUGUGUCCUCCAUGACGCCACAGGAAGUAUCUCCUGUCCAAGGCACCGAUACCGCCUCGAACACCUCAAGCCCUUCAGCUGCAUCAACACCUCGGCAGUCUAAAAAGCGAAGGAGAGGACCCGAUUAUGAUGAGCCACCACUGUGGGUCCAGAGCUACCGAGACGACCAACAGAGGUUCCAUGAGGAGAGGAUGGAGUUGGAGAGAAGGAGAGUUGCUGCACUCGAGCGUCUUGUUGCAGUGUUGGAGAAUGCAUCGAAUCCAAACUAA